UGACGCAUAAAAACUAGUUAACAAGAAGGCUAGGAAAUCCCUCUUUGGGUUAAUUUGAGUAGAGAAGCAGCGGAGUCCAAUAAGAAAGCACAUGAUACAAAAUUGGACAAUUAUAUUACUGAGGUCAAAUUGAGACAAAAUGGGAGACUGCAGCAAGUAUACCAUGAAAAACCAUCCUGACUCAACAAUCAACUGUUGUGGGGAUGAUGAAGAACCAAAGUACUGCACUGUUGUCAUGCAGUGUCAAAAGCCACGUUCAAAAUGUGGAUCAAGAAAAUGGAAAAUUGUUAUAGGAGCAGCUUGUGUAGCAAUGGCAUGGGCAAUUAUUUGUGGCUUUUAUAUCUAUGCGAAGACAGAAAUACAUGUAGGAAGCAGCAUUGAGGAGGCUAGAGAUGAUAUACUCUAUAAAAAAGGAGUAAAACAUGUCAAACCACUCCGUUGUAAAAACUGCUUUCAAUUCAAUCCACAAUUGCUUAUCAACAACCCAGGAGCUUGUGGUCUUGAAGACGGUCACCCGACAUUGUUAAUUCUUGUGGGGUCUCGGCCGGAGAAUAAAGCACAGCGAGAUGCUAUCCGGAAUACUUGGGGAGGACAAAAAAUUAAUGGAACGACAAUCAAAACAGUGUUUUUAUUUGGAUUAACUGAUUCUGAGAAGACUAAGAAUCUGAUUCUAGAAAAUUCACUGCACCACGACAUAAUUCAGGGUUCAUUUUAUGACUCCUACAGAAACUUAACAUAUAAAAGUGUCAUGGGUUUAAAGUGGGCUGCCGAGAACUGCGGGAAAGCCCAGUAUAUCAUGAAAGCUGAUGAUGAUACGUUUAUCAGAAUAGGCUGGUUAAUGCAGUUUUUAAAUAGGUUAGAUCCAAAAAAACGUUUUGUUACAGGGAAUUGUUUCACAAGUCGUCCAAUACGCAACAAGACAUCAAAAUGGUAUACAAAAGAAUCAGAAUACAAUGAGCAAUUUUAUCCAAUGUACUGCUCAGGUCAGGGGUACAUAAUGUCACAAAGUGCUCUUCAGGAUAUUGUACAGAUUACCCCCCAUGUGCCAUUUCUGUAUUUAGAAGAUGUAUACAUAUCUGGCAUGUGCCGCAAUGCCUUGAAUAUAUCGUACAUACACAAUGAACAGAUCGGUUUAGAAUCUCGCUUCAUCAAUGACUGUGACUACCUAAGCUGGGUCAUCAUGUCCCAUUACGUCGAUCACACCGAAAUAAUAAGACUGACAAGACUCACCACAGAUGACAAUUACAUUGGGACGUGCAUUUCACAACAGGUACCAGUCACAAAAACAACACUUAUUGUCAUUUCACUUAGUUUAACAAUAUGUAUCAUGGUAAUAUUUUGCUACCGCUCUUAUCUCAAAAGAUUACGAGGCAGAGAAUUUAACAUAGUACCACGGCUGAAAUAUUCAAAACUGCGAAGACGGUCAAGACAUUCUUUUGGUCAAGACUCACAAUGGACUAGCAAAACUCACAGGCUAUGAGAUAUGUUUUGACCAUUUUUUAAUGAUCUGUUCAUCCUGUCACCACAAUGUAAAACAGUCUCAGGUUAUAAAGACAGUACAUUAACACUGAAGCACACUGCAGCUGUAAAUUUUCAUAACACAUGUAAUUUGUAAAAAAAGUAUUAUUGUUG
This is a messenger RNA of Lineus longissimus, 1632 nucleotides long. RefSeq names its product beta-1,3-galactosyltransferase 1-like. NCBI's taxonomy places the organism in Eukaryota, Metazoa, Nemertea, Pilidiophora, Heteronemertea, Lineidae. Gene Ontology annotation, cellular component: Golgi membrane. The transcript has 2 exons. Gene Ontology annotation, molecular function: hexosyltransferase activity. The record is from RefSeq and is a predicted model, not a curated record. Bases 140 to 1480 code for a protein of 446 amino acids.